CCCUCUGCAGAUGCCGUCCCUGUUUUCUGGCAGUCCCCUGGGAGGCUGGCUGGCAAGCAGGGAAGGCAGGCAGAAGGAUGAUGUCACUGGUGGGUGCCCUGAGGCCCGGCAGGGUCAGUGAGGGCUGGGAAAGAUGUGUUUGCCAGAAAGGGAAGUGGGGGAGAGGACAGGUGGGGAGGGCCCUGAGGCGGGCUGUCGCCUGCCUGGGUCUCCUGGGAAGGUAAAGGGUCCUUGGUGUAGAUGAGAGCUCAACAGGACUGGGACCUCGUGGGACCUCUGGGCUGAGAAAAGCCAGUGGCCGGGCUUUUGUCAUUGGAUGACGAGAUACGAAGUACCGAAGUGCCGUCCACUUCUCACUUCCAUUCCCGGGCAGGGGCCUGCAUUGUGGGAGGGGUGAGUGGGGAGACCUGGACGGGCCCCUGAGUUGCUUGUCUCUGUCACUGGGCCUCACCUCAGUUCCUCUUCUUCACCCCGUGCACUUCGGUCUGUGCUGACACCAACGUCCCUCGUUAUUCCCCCGUGUCCCAGCCCUCACCGCCUGCUGCAGGCCACAGUCCCCUCUUUGUGUUUCUGCAGAUGGCAGAGCAGCUGAUGGCUGGGGACUUCCCAUCAGGGGAGUUCACAGCCAAACCGUGGUCAGAGGCCUUACCUUGUGUAUGUCCUGUCCUCGCAGUUCUCGUGGUGAUGGAAAGAAGAGAGGGUCAAGACUGGGGUUAGGCCAGCCUGUCUUCCUGUCUCUUGGCUAUAUAGGAAGUAGUGUGUGGGGGUGCACCUGCCCCUUAGCUCCUAUGUCUUGCUAGGGUGUUCAGGUGGAAAGCCUGCUGCUCACUUGCUUCCUGGGUGUCUCUCCUGUCAGCUGGCUGGUGUGUCAGCGGGCAGGGCUGAGACCUCAGCAGCACUGAUGCAGGGGGAGGUCUGCAGGGAUGGAGAGCAUCCUCGUUGCCAACGGCGCAGGAGAUGGGCUGGCGGGGAUCAAGCAGGAGAAGCCAGAGUGGCCGCUGCAGACUGUGGUGUCUCAGGCCGCGCUUCCAGAGAAGGACAAGGAAAACAUAUUUCAGCAGCAGGGCGUCCUCCCACCGUGCCAGACCGCGGGGCGGCCCUGGGCUCUGGGGUCACAGGAGGAGAUUGGAGGUGCAUGGUGGGUCCCACCUCCUGAGCAGGAUGCACGGCUGGCUACUCGAGUUCCGGGAACAGCCCCAGGCCCACUGAGCCCGGCACUUUCUGCGGGUGGGGGUCACUUCGUGUGUGUGGAUUGUGGGAAAAGGUUCAGCUGGUGGUCAUCCCUGAAGAUCCACCAGCGCACACACACGGGCGAGAAGCCUUACCUCUGCAGCAAGUGUGGCAAGAGCUUCAGCCAGAAGCCUAACCUGGAGCGCCAUCAGCGCCACCACACUGGCGAGAGGCCCUUCUGCUGCCCAGAGUGCACAAGACGCUUCAGUCAGAAGCAACACCUGCUCAAGCACCAGAAGACUCACUCUCGACCCGCCACCCACGCGUGUCCAGAAUGCGAGCGCUGCUUCCGGCACCAAGUGGGCCUCCGCAUCCAUCAGCGAGCGCAUGCCCGGGACCGCCUGGGUGCCCGUGUCAGCUUGCAGGAGAUGCUCCGGUAUGCUGCUGCGCGCCGCCGGGUCUGCCGCCUGCGCCCUGGAUCCCCACGCGGGCGCCCCGAGUGGGUCUGGCUGGGGCUCUGCCAGGGCUGGUGGGGCCAGCAUGGGGUACGGACAGCAGCCCAUGGCCGCUUAGGUCCCAGUGAGCAGCGCCAGUUCAUCUGUAAUGAGUGCGGUAAGAGCUUCACGUGGUGGUCAUCCCUGAAUAUCCAUCAGCGCAUCCAUACAGGCGAGCGGCCCUACGCAUGCCCUGAAUGCGGCCGCCGCUUCAGCCAGAAGCCCAACCUGACAAGGCACCUGCGCAACCACACGGGUGAGCGGCCGCACCCAUGCUCGCACUGUGGCCGCAGCUUCCGCCAAAAGCAGCACCUGCUCAAGCACUUGCGCACACACCUGCCUGGUGCCCAGUCUGCAAGGUGCACCAGCUGUGGACAGAACUACCCCAGCCGUGCGGCACUGCGGGCCCACCAGCGGGUACAUGCCACGGCAGAGCUGCUGCGUUCGCGGUCGGCAGUCCAGGGUGGUGUGCCUGGUUCAGAGCCACAAGCUGAGAUGGCCCGGAGUGUGGCUCUGAAGCCCCACGGUCCUCAGGGUGUCAAGGAAGUGCUGUGUGGUCAGGGGUGCGAGACCCUGGCUGCACCCAGUGAGCAGCGCCAGUUCAUCUGUAACGAGUGCGGCAAGAGCUUCUCAUGGUGGUCAGCGCUCACCAUCCACCAGCGCAUCCACACUGGCGAGCGGCCCUAUGCGUGCCCAGACUGCGGCCGCUGUUUCAGCCAAAAGCCCAACCUCACACGACACCGGCGCAACCACACCGGCGAGAGACCCUACCUGUGCACUGCCUGUGGCCGUGGGUUCCGUCAAAAGCAGCAUCUGCUCAAGCACCAGCGUGUGCAUCGUGGAGCUCAGGCACCACACCCCCGCCCAGAGGAGGAAGAAGAGCCGUAGUGUGUGCCCCCCAUGCAGCUAAUGGUGGUGGGUGGUAGAAUGUGUGCCUGCAGGGUGUUAUUUGGGGGAUCAGGAGGGACAGGAAUGCUGACUCUUGAUGCUCCCCAAGUUAGAGCCUGUUGAAAGGCUCCCCAAGGUUCGCAGGCCUGAGGAUGGUAUUCCAGAAGCCUGAAAAGUGCCUAGCGGGGGAGGUGAGAUCAAAGCUCCGAGUGUCCUUGAUGGGAAUGUGUUCAUUAGUACACCAUUCAGAACUGGCCCUCAGCCUUAGGCGCCUUGUGAAGGGAUGUUGGGGUCCCCAGGAAAGCCUCCUUGUGUGCAAUGGCCUGGAACUGAUCAAUGGUAGCACUGUCCUGUCACAUAGGCUACAAGAUGGUUAGCGGGGUCAUCCGCAUGGGAAGAUGUCACAGGCUCCAGGAUACCAGCAGUAGAGCAAAGGUUUCUAUUCCCCAGCACCAAGGACAGUGCCACCUGUGCUGGCUUGGAUGAUUUGAUGGUCUCUCUCCAUCUGAGUGUCGUGGUAAGGCAGACCUGGCCAUAGAACUGAUGAUGUGUGUGAUGACUAAGGGUUGGGGUACAGUCACAUGGUUUCAGCUCUAGCUCGGCUGCUCGGGAAGGUGGCUGUGCGGGAGUGGGCCAUCUGUUCCAAGCCUGUGGGUUUCUUUGGCUGACUUGGGUCCGUACCCAUACUGCUGUUGGAGGAAAAUGAAGGACUGAAUAUUC
Molecule: messenger RNA, 3272 nt
Organism: Peromyscus maniculatus bairdii (prairie deer mouse)
Lineage: Eukaryota; Metazoa; Chordata; Mammalia; Rodentia; Cricetidae
Source: RefSeq, a predicted model, not a curated record